AUGAGGUCUGCACUGCGCGGUGCGGUACCGUCGACGGUCUAUGCGCUGAGCACUGUUCCUGGGCGGAGUGCGCUUGCUGUGGUGCGCGUCUCUGGUCCCCAGAGUGCCUCGGUGUUCCAAUCAUUGACACGUCGUGCCAAGCAAGGUCCACCACCUGCACGGCAGGCGCUGUUGAGGAAGCUGUACGCCCCGGGGAUGGCCACAGGUGCGAGUCCCAUUGAUACGGCGAUCUGCGUGUGGUACAAGGGUCCUCACAGCUUCACUGGGGAGGAUACGCUCGAGUUGCAACUGCAUGGUGGGAGGGCCAUCGUUGCCAAGGUGUUGCAAGCGCUGCAGGAGUUGCAAUUGACACCUGCUGGUCCUGGGGAGUUCUCCCGGAGGGCGCUGCGGCACCGGAAGCUUGGGCUUCUUGAGCUGGAGGCCAUGCGGGAGGCCAUUGACAGCGAUACGGAGACGCAGCGGGUCGCUGCCGCUGGUGCUGGGGCCAGUAAGCUCCGCAGUGAACUGCUCAGCUGGAGACAGACGCUGCUUGAGUGUCUUGUUGAGGUGCAGGCAGCAAUUGACUUUGGAGAGGACGUAGAGGUGACUCGGUCCCCAGUUCUUCUGUCCCGGCUCGCGCAAUUGCGCCGGGAGUCCCACGCGGUGCUGGAGAGGGCCCGCCGUGGCCAAUUGCUCUCCCAGGGUGUUCGCGUCGUGCUGUUCGGUGCACCCAACGCGGGGAAGUCUUCACUGCUGAACCUGUUGGCCCGCGACGAACACGCCAUUGUGAGCGAUCUUCCGGGGACCACUAGGGACUCCAUCGACACUUUGCUCGACAUGGGCGGUUUCAAGACCAUACUAAGCGACACCGCCGGUAUUAGGGACCUUGGCGACUCUGGGGAGUCCCUUGCGUCCCGCAGCAUCGAACAGAUCGGGAUCCAAAGGGCGUGCGGGAAGCUCGCCGCGGCAGACCUCGCAGUACUCGUCGUGGACGGGUCCCCCGAGGGUUUACUUGCCCAGGCGGAGAUCUCACGGCUGUUGCAAUUGCCCCGUCCGCAACAGCUCGUCGUCGCGGUGAACAAGUCGGACCUCUUGGGCCCGUCUACACUCCCACAGGCCAUUGAUACUUGGCGACAGAGGCUGGGACCCACGGUCCCCGUCGUCCCCGUCUCCUGCAAGACGCACGGCGGCGCAGAGGACCUUGUUGCGGCACUUAAGAAGCAGUUUACGUUGCUGACCGGUUCGAACUCGCAGGUCGAGGAACCAGUGAUGGUAUCGCACCGGGUCCAUGACACUCUCGAGAACGAGAUCAUCGCGAGUGUAGACGCCGUACUUUCUCAGGGUCCUGACACAGACCUUGCGCUUGUCUGCGAACACCUACAAGCGGCCGCGCACGGCGUGGGGAAGAUCCUCGGCGACGCUAUCGGCAUCGAAGAGGUCCUCGACGGCGUCUUCGCCAACUUCUGCAUAGGUAAGUAG
Messenger RNA from Huiozyma naganishii CBS 8797, 1458 nucleotides. It is a transcript of the gene MSS1, whose product is annotated as Mss1p. Gene Ontology annotation, cellular component: mitochondrion; cytoplasm. Gene Ontology annotation, biological process: tRNA wobble uridine modification; tRNA methylation. NCBI's taxonomy places the organism in Eukaryota, Fungi, Ascomycota, Saccharomycetes, Saccharomycetales, Saccharomycetaceae. Bases 1 to 1458 code for a protein of 485 amino acids. Gene Ontology annotation, molecular function: GTP binding; GTPase activity; protein binding. The transcript has a single exon. The record is from RefSeq and is a predicted model, not a curated record.